AUGGCGGAUUGUCCACAAGAGAUAUGGACCCAACGUGACCAAUUCACUCACGAGCAGAUACCCGUAUCGGAUAAAGACCGCAUAUCAUCUCAAAAUUCUGCUAGACUGAGCAAUCACCAUUACAGUACCAAGUCUAAAGCAGGAACCAACUGUAUUAGAGCAACAUAUAUUCUUCAAAUUGGCGAUAUCGUAUAUUUGCAGUCUGAUCGAAAUAAAUCUUGUUCUCGGUCGCGGUACCUGGUUACAAAUAUUGAUGGCUCUUGGUGUGACAUUAGAAAGUUCAUCGGUUCCCAAUUACGCAACACAACUUAUCGAGUUCAGUCGUCCGAAUUGUACAAAGUACAUUCCGAUAUCACAGGCCAAAACUCUGACCUGCCGAAUCUCCAUGAAGAUGAUGAUGAUAGCAACGAUGGAAAAGCUGAUGAUGCUCAGUCCGGAUUACAUGCUGACCCUCCACGUAUUAAUGCGCUAUAUAAACCCUACGAUUACCCACCACACAGUCUACCCCUGGAGCAAUUUCAGCCAACUAUUGAUAUCCCUCCUAUUCCUGAUCCUCCACCGGAAAUCAUUACUCCCCCUCAAGACGUUCACAAAAAGAAAGGAAACUCCCAAAGAGUUAAAUUUUUAGUUAUUUGUUGUGUAACAGGGGCAGAAUAA
Lottia gigantea (owl limpet) is the source of this 657-nucleotide messenger RNA. RefSeq lists its product as hypothetical. The coding region runs from base 1 to 657 and encodes 218 amino acids. The record is from RefSeq and is a predicted model, not a curated record. The transcript has a single exon. Lineage: Eukaryota; Metazoa; Mollusca; Gastropoda; Lottiidae.